This is a messenger RNA of Venustampulla echinocandica, 774 nucleotides long. RefSeq lists its product as uncharacterized. The record is from RefSeq and is a predicted model, not a curated record. The coding region runs from base 1 to 774 and encodes 257 amino acids. The transcript has a single exon. Gene Ontology annotation, molecular function: hydrolase activity. NCBI's taxonomy places the organism in Eukaryota, Fungi, Ascomycota, Leotiomycetes, Helotiales, Pleuroascaceae.
AUGGGCUCUAGUUACUUCUACCUGGAAUUCCUCCUCGCCUGGCUUAGUCUCCUCAAGACAUCCGGCAGCUUCAGAAACCCCGCGAUCUUCGCACUAGAAUACACCCUCGUUCCGGAUGCAUCUUACCCGAUACAACUCCACGAAGCAAUUGCUGGCUAUAAACACGUUGUUUCUAUUACCCAAGACCCGUCCAGGAUAUGCGUAAGCGGUGAUUCCGCUGGUGCUACGCUAAUCCUCAGUCUCUUGCUUCAUCUUGCUCAUCUUCCCGAGCAGGGUCCCGUCUGGUCGUCAGAAAUGCCCGAUCUUACUCGAAAGGGGCGUCUAAAUCCAGAGACGGAUACAUCGCUAACUCCGGGGAUGGCAGUCCUCAUCUCCCCUUGGGUAACACUCCGCUCCCCACUGGACAAAAAUACAACAAGCGACUACCUUGAUAUCGCUAGCCUACACUCCUACGCUUCUCAAUACGCUGGCUCUAAAAUCUCCAUUGGCGACCCGCUAAUCUCUCCGGGGAACUGCAGAUCCGUGUCUGCGUGGCGGCGGGCUUCUCCCUCGAAGGGGUUUUUUGUAAUAUAUGGCGCUGAGGAGGUUUUUGCACCGGAGACUAGUCGGCUUGUUCACUUGUGGCAGGAGGGUCAAGUGGGUGUGAGGUCCGUGGAGGUGGAAUCCGGCAUUCAUGCCUGGCCCAUUGCAGCGAUGUUUGUAAGCAAUACCAGUGAGGGAAGACUAAAGGGCCUCCGGGGUAUUAUUCGGGAGCUAUGCGAGAGGAUGAUCUAA